Messenger RNA from Oreochromis aureus, 6937 nucleotides. RefSeq names its product discs large homolog 1-like protein. Gene Ontology annotation, biological process: neurotransmitter receptor localization to postsynaptic specialization membrane; chemical synaptic transmission. The transcript has 25 exons. Gene Ontology annotation, cellular component: postsynaptic density membrane; neuromuscular junction; neuron projection. Gene Ontology annotation, molecular function: kinase binding. NCBI's taxonomy places the organism in Eukaryota, Metazoa, Chordata, Actinopteri, Cichliformes, Cichlidae. Bases 282 to 3608 code for a protein of 1108 amino acids. The record is from RefSeq and is a predicted model, not a curated record.
CAAUCACGCUAUCAUUAUUACUCCGGGUUCUAAGUCCACGCGGUGAUUGUCAGCGUUUGUUGACAGUGUCUGUGUCAGUUUUCUCACACUUUUUUCAACACUACAUUGAAUUAUAUUUUCUCUUAACUACCGGACAGCUCGGUGGUGCCUGUUGUGGUGACAGUUUGGUGUCCCAGUUUGGGUGAGCAGGCUGUCGCGGGACAGACGCUCACAUCUGUGAUAACAGAAGCACAGUCGGAUCGGUGUGAGCCAGGGGAGGAGGACUCAGCGUGCGUGCCACCAUGCCUGUGCGACAGAAAGAUGCCCAGCGUGCCCUGGAGCUGCUCCAGCAGUAUCGAGCCAAGCUAGACCAGAGACAGCAAAAGGCCAAACAGGGACCUGUGGAGGAAGACCACCAGCUGCAGCAGUCUCUGGACAAAGUCAUCAAUGUCUUUCAAAGUCAGCUCUUCAGUGCACUUCUUGAUAUCCAGGAGUAUUAUGAGUUUACCGUCCUUGCAGACAGCAAGUGCUCUGCGGACAGUCCCAAGAACCUUGCUGCCUCCUGCAGGCUGCCAGCAGAACCCUCAGCCCAGCCACAGCCCUCCACAGAUCCCUUGACCUCCAGCAUUUCUGAUGGACAAUCCCAACCCAAACCACUCGUCUCCAAACCCAGGUCAGUCAAGUAUCCUGCGCCUCCAGUACCAUCAGCAACACCAGCAAUAAAGUCAUCUUCGCCUACAACACAGUCCAGCACACCUGAGCUGGCCAAAAUGAAGUAUCGUGCUCCUCUUCCUCCUGCUCAACCGGGGGGCUCCAAAUCACUUGAAGAGGAGACUUCUAAACCUUCCCCCAGUGUCACAGUUAGUAAUGCAGAAACCCCGACCGGCUCUACAAAUACAUCUCCUGGAGUGUCGCUAAAUGGAACAAAGCUUCCUGCUACCAGCUCUGGCAUUUCUUCAGAAAGCUCCACCAGCCCACAAAGCGUUCCUGCUUCUUCUGACCUGGUGACAGUCUCAGCCCUCGUCUCGAGCACCAUUCAAGGCCUUGUGUCUCCAACUGCUCCAGUCAAACCUGCCCGCACCAGGAUCCCUUCCAGCACAAGCACAGGUCCCAACAAAGUCACAGAUUCUGUCCCUACUGCUCCUCUGACCAGCAAGGACUCAGGAUUCAGCAAAGUCACUCCCAUUCCAAGUCCGACUAGUCCAAGCCAGGGAAAAUUCACCUUCAGCGGACGCAGGUCCACAAGUCCACCUGGACAGCUGAACAAAGGACCUUAUGCCCCAACCAGUCCUGGGCCAGGAAAGGGCCCUUCCACUAGCCCAACCCAUGGUCCAGCCCUCUCCAGGCCACCCACGAGCCCAGUGACCCCCAACAAGGUAGAAUCACCUGAGGUUCCCUUUGAUGACGAGGCAUGGCCUCACCCAGAGGGAGAGAGGCUGAAUGAAGUCCCAGCCCCACCUUUCUCCUCUCUCUAUUCUCAAAGCCACGCCUACUACCAGGCCAACCCCCCUCCAGUGGUGGUCAACACCGACAGCGUCGACACCCCCCCAUAUGUCAAUGGAACAGAAGCAGACUAUGAGUAUGAGGAAAUCACGUUGGAGCGGGGUAACUCAGGCCUCGGCUUCAGUAUCGCUGGAGGGACCGAUAACCCCCACAUUGGAGAUGACCCCUCGAUCUUCAUCACCAAGAUUAUACCUGGAGGAGCUGCAGCCCAGAAUGGACGACUCAGGGUGAAUGACUGUAUAGUCCGGGUGAAUGAGACGGACGUCAGAGAAGUGACCCACAGCGGCGCCGUGGAGGCUCUGAAGGAGGCAGGUGGUCUGGUCAGACUGUGUAUACGACGCAGGAGGAGCCUCACCGAGAGAAUCCUGGAUAUCAAACUAGUCAAAGGUCCCAAAGGUUUAGGAUUUAGUAUAGCUGGUGGAGUUGGAAACCAACAUGUCCCUGGCGACAACAGCAUCUAUGUGACCAAAAUUAUUGAGGGAGGAGCAGCACACAAAGAUGGACGUCUACAAAUAGGCGACAAGCUUGUUGCUGUAAAUGGUUCCUGUUUGGAGGAGGUAACUCACGAGGAGGCAGUGGCCGCCCUAAAGUCGACUCCUGAUGUCGUGUACCUGCGUGUGGCCAAACACACCUCCCUUUUUAUCAAUGACAACUUCCCUCCGCCCGAUGUCACUAACUCAUAUUCCCCACACCAGGAUAACCACAUCAGCCCCUACAUGAGUGGGAGCCAAUCUGUAAGCCCUGCCCCACUGACCACCCCCAGAUACUCACCGCUGCCCAGGUCCAUUGCGGGAGACGACGAUAUCACCCGGGAACCCAGACGGGUGGUGCUGCAGAGGGGAUCUACAGGUCUCGGAUUUAACAUUGUUGGAGGGGAAGAUGGAGAAGGGAUCUUCAUUUCCUUCAUUCUUGCUGGAGGUCCAGCUGAUCUCUGUGGGGAACUUCGAAAGGGAGACCGCAUCCUGUCGGUGAAUGGGGUGGACCUGUCCAGUGCAACACACGAGCAGGCAGCCGCAGCUCUGAAAAAUGCAGGACAGACCGUCACCAUAGUAGCCCAGUUCAGACCAGACGAGUACAGUCGUUUCGAGGCAAAGAUCCAUGACCUGAGGGAACAGAUGAUGACCAGCAGUGUCAGCUCCAGCUCCACGUCUCUCCGCUCCACACAGAAGCGCACACUUUACGUCAGGGCCUUGUUUGACUAUGAUGGAAGUGCUUCGGAUCUGAGCGUGCCCAAUCAGGCCCUGCCCUUUCAUUUUGGGGAUAUCCUCCACGUGAGCAGCGCCAGCGAAGAGGAGUGGUGGCCCGCCCGUCACCUUAGCCCCCCGCCUCCAAACUGCCCGGAAGUCGGGGUCAUCCCCAGCCGCCGGAGGGCAGAAAAGAAGGAGAGGUCGAGGUUAAAGACAGUCAGAGUGAGCAGGUCUCAGGACAGAUCAGAUCAGGAUGAUAAAGAGCUGGUAACCUCUGGCACCAGCGAUAAUGAGAGUAGUUCCUCUGGUCAGGAGGAGAUCUUCCUCACCUACCAACCUGUCAUGCAGCAUGAAGUUAAUUACACACGGCCAGUCAUCGUGCUUGGACCAAUGAAAGAUCGGGUUAACGAUGACCUCAUCUCCGAGUUCCCUGACAAGUUUGGCUCCUGCGUUCCACACACAACACGGCCACGGAGAGAUUACGAGGUGGAUGGCAGAGAUUACCACUUCAUGUCCUCCAGAGAGCUCAUGGAGCGAGAGAUUCAGGAGCACAAGUUCAUUGAGGCUGGACAAUAUAACAACCAUCUGUAUGGAACCAGCAUACAGUCUGUCAAAGAGGUCGCUGACAAGGGCAAGCACUGCAUACUGGAUGUAUCAGGGAACGCGAUAAAGCGUCUCCAGAUGGCAGGCCUCCAUCCCAUCGCUAUCCUCAUUAGACCACUCAGUGUCGACAACAUUUUAGAGAUGAAUAAGCGUCUCAGUGAGGAGCAGGCAAGGAAGGCCUACGACAGAGCUGUGAAACUGGAGCAGGAGUUCACAGAGUACUUCACUGCGAUCGUCCAGGGCUCAACUCUAGAGGAAGUGUAUUCGCAGGUGAAGCAGAUCAUCGAGGAGCAGUCUGGUCCUUACAUCUGGGUUCCCACCAAGGAGCGACUCUGAAUAAAUACCCACAUACACCAUACUCACACACAUACACACACAAACAUCAGCCUCUCUGCACACUUCCUUCUUGUCUAAUUUUCUAUUAUCAGCCUGCUUCCUCGCUCUCUUUUUCUUACGCACGCACAUCACUACAUGCAUUGACACAUUUACAUAAGCACAUUCAAUGGGACGAGGCUGGGACUAUCUGGGACUGCUGCUUCCUGAAGUGGGAGGAGCUCAUGUCUGUCCAGCAGCCUAUUGGUGGAUCUUCCUACGGCUCAGUUCCUUAAUGUUUAAGGAGGUGGUUUAAAUCAAGGCGACAUGUACCAUUAUCUGAUUUGAUUUCAUUAUUGUUCUUCUUAUUGUUGUUGUCGUUGUUGUUUUCAUAUUAACAAAGGGUAAUGCAUUCAUGUAUGGGUUUGUAAUGAUUAUAUUGUCACCAAGAGGCAGAUUUUUGCACGCUGUAGCUUUAAGAGCAUGUUUUUGGGACAAAAUCUUGAUCUCCUUCCCUCUCUGUCUGUCUGUCUCCUCAUAGCAUCACUCCUGUUUAGAGUUUCUUAUUCAUGUUUUUUUUCUCAAUCCUGAAUCCGUUCAUUCCCUUUACUCUUUUGACUAUCCACAGACUUUAGAUAUGAGGUGAAAGUCAUUAUAAAAUUUCCAAUACUCCCCAGAAUUUUGGCAUCAAAACAAAUACUGUUUAGAGAUGUAGCAAGAAUAUAUUAAUCAUUUAAUCUGUAAGCAAUGUGUGGCAUAAUAAUAAUUAUAUUAAGAAGCAGCAGUUCUUGAUCCGAUAACUAAAGAAGAUUAAAUUCAAAUAAAUAAAGUGCAAAGCCCUCUAUCAGUAGUUUGCUAUUAAAAGGUCAAAAACAAACUGCCUCAUAAUGAUGAUGGAGUACGUUUGGAGCUCUGGGCCUGCAUUUAUCACAUUUCUGAGAAAUAUUUUUAAUAUAAAUCACAGGUCUCCAUAGUGAGUAGAGACAAGGUCAUAUUUAUCAGGCAGCUCACUGCGAUUUACAGCCAAAGAGAAAACACGAUAGAGCAGCUCAUAAGGCCAUCGAACGGUCAAUCACCAAUCAGAGUCAAGUCAUCUCCACUGUUGCUCGUUACUUUUUACAAAUUCUUAUCUUCAGUAGAAAUGUAUCAUCUAAUUUACUAAAUAUAUAAAUACUUUGUCUGGAAUACAAAGUACAGAUGAAGGGAAAAUGGUAAAAAUCUUUAAAAUUUUCAAAUGUUAAAAUCAGAUACAAAUAACAGAUUAUGGUACAAGCUGUAGUUUGUGUAAACACUCCAAAACAAUAACAUUUAAAUCAGAAUAAAACAAUAAACGGCUCCAGUUUGUGAGGGGAAAUAAAAUAAAAUGAAAUUCAGACAUUUUUCUUUUUACUUAAGUUCUAAAAUUGUACUCGACAGCUCGAUAAACAGCGGCCCAGAUUUGAGAUCGAGUCUGUUUCGUAGAAGCUUUCAUCUCGAAGAGGCUUCUCUGCCUUUUCCUUCCACCUCCGCUUCCUUCUCUCUGUCUCAUGCCUUCGUGUCUCCUCCUCUGCGCAGUGUGACGUUAGUUGCGCACGCCAGCAUUAAACAGUGUAUCUUCUGCUUCAUCAUCACUAUCAUCACGAUCAUAAUCAUCAUGGUUACGGCUUUCCUUCUUACCGUAGUUGCACUAAUGAGGGCUGGUUUCUUAAAAGCAUCUUUACCCUCCAAGUGUUUCCGGUCUCCGCACGUGAUGACGCAACACACUCGCUUUUCUCUCAGCGAUGAUUGAGCUGCUUUGAGACGAAGUUGGUCGACACGUUUUUUUUUGGUAAAGGUUAAAAAACACGUCAUAGUGUACUCUUCUGGAGAAACUUGCUGUUUGGAUUAACCAAUUGACUGUAAUCCACUUUUUUCCCCGCUGGAUUUAUAAGUUUAAGCCUUUAUGUGUGACCUCAGCACUCCAUGCAUAAAUAUCCAGCUAAGGGUUAUAUCUUGGAGCCUGUUUUCAUUAUUUCACAAAUGUCUACUUUAUGCAUGGAAGGAUGCAAUGUUUGGCUCGAGGCUGAACUGACUUUUCGUUCAUUUAAGGAGGCCACACAGCACGAGAAGCAAACCUAACCCCGUAAAGCCUGAGCCAUUCCUUCUGACAAAUGAAAAAAGAAAAAAGAAGAAGAAAUGAAUUAUCAAUACACGAGUUUCAAUUUGUAUAAUUUUUGCUUUAUCUGGCAUUUUUUAGGGUGAUGAUAUUUAAAGAGAUUUGAAAAAACUCACAACUCAUGUGUUAAAUAUGAUAGAGUUGGUGUUAUGGGGUUAAAGCUACUCAGUGGAGUCUGUGACCACGUUAACAGCACAUGUAACCUAACAAUGGCGAAUCUGUUGGUCAUGUGACGCUUGCUUAGUGCAUCUGUUACCUGUAGUAGUCUUUUCAGAGGCUUUGCUGCUUGUCGCCGAGGCUCAGCUUAACAACACGUGACUAAACUCUACUUGUACUGAAAACUAAAAUGAAAACAACAACAAGAACAAAAAUCUUAGCAGUGUUGUUGAGUAUAUCUCUGUUUUUUAGCAUUGCAUCUGCUUUAUCGUCAGGGCCAUUUAAUGCAUUCUACUCAGUGGCCUGAAAAGUGCUGUGGAGCAAUAUUAUUUUCACUUUCUUGCAAUCCAGGUUGCACCUGUAAAGUUUGUCGCAUGACUGCAAAAAAUUAUUUACACUCUAUUCGCCUCAUAGAUAUUUUGUCAUUCGGAUUAGAGAGUACAUUUUUGAGAGCCCUUUGCUACGUAAUUGGCGUUGGUGUAAUGUUUCCAGUUUCUCCAGGGAGCAACAUCACGAGUGCUGAGGUCACUCACCGGAAACACAAUGUAACAUAAUCUCUUGUUUUCCAAACGUAACAUUCGAGAUCCCAAGAUGCUUUUGGCGACGCAGCCCCCACCUGUAUGGACCUUGUCAGCCACCCGCUCCCCAUCUCCAUUCUCCAACCCCGAGGCGACUUCUCCAAGCUGACUGGAGACUGGAGACGUAUAGAAAGACUGUUCUGUCAACAGAGUAGCUUUUUAUUUCAAAUAACAACCAGUUUUUGACCGCAUGUGUUUUAAAAGGCUUUAAAUGUUUCUCCACAGAAUGUUCAAAUAAGCCAAAUCUGUAAUCCUCACUGAUUCAGGUCGAUCAGUACUGUGUUUGUGUGUUGACAGAACUGGGCUGUCUGUAUGACUCUGGCUGUGUGUUUUUAGCCAGGGGACCAUGCCACUGUAUGUUAGAGUAAAGCACCGAUGCAAAGAAUCUAUUACAGAGAUGGAACUAUAUCUAACAUAUAAUAUUUAUCCCUGCUCUAACUGCCUAUUUUGGUACAAAAAAACAUAAAUAAAAGUCUUUAUUGAGA